Messenger RNA from Schistocerca gregaria, 2245 nucleotides. RefSeq lists its product as uncharacterized. The transcript is spliced from 2 exons. Lineage: Eukaryota; Metazoa; Arthropoda; Insecta; Orthoptera; Acrididae. The coding region runs from base 92 to 2245 and encodes 717 amino acids. Gene Ontology annotation, molecular function: NAD+ poly-ADP-ribosyltransferase activity. The record is from RefSeq and is a predicted model, not a curated record.
AUCACCGACGAGAGGUCGAAUUGCUACAUGUUCUCUGACACUGCCUGGGCAUGAAUUCUUGUGAUGGCAGAAUUUGCGAACUAUUGAAGGAAUGGCACUUGUUUUGCAGACGCGAUGCACCUCAUCUCGGGUGGGCGCCACGAAGAAUGCUAAGCCUGUAUCCAGAGCGGAGGUCACCGCUCACCUGAUUCAGACGUUUGGGUACCAAGAAAAACCACAGCAGGGCUUCUCGGCAGGUGAGAGCGGAAUCAGCGACAAGGAGCUAGAGAGGUUAUUCGAUAUGAGCUGUGCGUCGUGCGAGAAUUAUAUUUUGGAACUCAUUGGCACCUAUGGAUGGGAUUUGGAAAAAGUUGAGCAAUUUUUGACGGGAAAAAAUCCCAAAUUUGCCAAAGUUCGAUAUUGCGAAGAGACCAUUGUCACCUCGCUCUUGAACGUUCAGAAUGAGGCGACUUUUGACCAACUUACGCGCUCCAAGUCUAACAAGACGAACCAGCUUGCUAAGAGCAGAGAACUUCUGGACGAGGGUCGCUUGAACGGCGCCAAACCUCUAGAGAACCAAACACACACACACACUUCUGGCAACCAAAACAACUCUCCCCGCUGCGCCUCGACCAGAGGCGCAGUAGAAGGCAUGUCAGAAGGAAAAUCCGAACGUUCAACAGCAGCCAAUCUAGAACCGAAAGAACUGCAAGAACUGCAAGAACUGAACUCGGUCGGCGGCGAGUCAGUCCCCUCUGACGCCAUCCAGCACCAUGUCAACCACACGACAAAAGACGGCGAUGCGCAAUGCCAACGGGACAGUCCCGUCAAUUCUCGCCUUACCAACAAAAGUAAUUUGCCCUCUGGCAACAGCUCGACUUCAGCAGAUGGCUCGGGAUCUGCUGGUAAUGGUUCGUUUGGUCGAGACGGCACGAAUUUCCUCUCGUCUUCUACUGGGGGUUCACAGGCCGGCGUGGCACCGCCUUCUGGGCCUAAUCGAAUUCCUCAAAAUAAAAGCAAGAGCAUAUUUGGUUUUCGAAACCCUUUUUCAUUUUUUUUUAAAAAGCACACAAAGCCAAAUAGUGGUACAACAUCUUUGCAACAGAAACAAGCGGCCGUCCCGGCGAACCGGCCGAACUCAAGUUCUGACAACACUGCGCCUUCGAUCAAGACGAAGCCCAAUCCGCCUCCUGUCCCCUCUCCGAUCGAAACCCACCAAAAACCACGCCCCUCUCCUAAGCAAGACUCCGUGUACCAAAAACUGGUCUCGAGCCCCCCCACUUCUCCCCCCAAGUACACUCCUGCCGCCAAGGAGCCGGGGGCCACACUCAGCGUUCCCUCCUCGGGGGCCCCUCCCUCUCCUCUUGAGCACCUGCCCCCCAAUUACUGCAAGAACAUGUACAUCAAUGGCAUCUGCGCAGAAGUCGGCUGCACCAGUGCCCACAUUCAAAAAGCUAUCAUCUGCAAUCAAAUACUCAUGUACAGCGAAUGCCGACUUCCGAGCUGCCCCCAUAUGCAUCCAAACGAAAUCACCAUUGUAACCUACGUGAAUGACAUCAAAAAAACGUUCGUGGAACUUUGGCCCCAUUGGCAUUUUGAAGACGUCCUCCCUCGCGCGAAAAUCUUCUGUCCUCUCUCUAUGAGGCCCAAGAACUGCAAGUAUGGAACUAAUUGCAUCAUCAAAAACUGUCCCAACCAACACCUCGUACCGACUCUGCACGCUAAAAAUUCGGCGCCCUCCAAACCGCUCGUCCCUCCCUUCAUCCAUUCAGGCCCAGUCGAAAACCUCCUGAACGUCACUCACGACCCAAGCCAUCACAACCUGGUCCUCAGUAUCAUGAAGGGACAAUCCAAGGGCGAGCAAACCCUCCGCAUCCUCAAACUCGAGCUCAUCCACAACCCCCAACUCGACAAGCAGUACAACGACUACUUCAUCCAAGUAAAGCGCAGAAACAUGGUCCGACCCACCGAAAUCUACGCCUUCCACGGCACCUCCGAGCCCUCUAUCAAGGAAAUCACCACCCACGGCUUUGACGUCUCGCUAGUAAAACGCGCCAUACACGGGUAUGGAAUUUAUUGCGCCCUUGAUCCAAAUGUCGCCAUAACUUAUUGUCGAGGUGGAAACAAAAUGCUCAUGGUCAGACUUAUCACCGACGGACUCAAGUGGAUCCGCAAAGUCCAGUACUACGUCGUUCCCAACUCUGCUGGAAUGAACCCGCUCUAUAUUAUCACCUUUGCUUCUCAGUCCAAAUCGUCUCAUUAUUAG